GUUGAGUCUCCUCAUUGACCCGCCGGCGCCGCCUCCUCUCCUCUCCGCUCCGCUCCGCUCGGCUGCUGAGGACAGAGGACAGACUCACAUCGGAAACUUCUGCACCGGGGACACGGGAAGGGAAUCAGAGAGGAGUGUGAACCUACCACUGCUGCUGAGCCCCUUGAGAAACCCUUCUAGGUGUUUUCCACUUCUAUGAGGACUUCUUUAGGGUCCAUCACCUCUUGCUGAUGCUACACUGAAGACGCUGCUGGUUCUCAGAUCCUCUGCAGCCAUGGCCCAACAGAGCGCUGAGCUGUCCCUCUGCUAGGCGACGGGGCAUCCGAGAGGGCAGGAGACAUGUUGGAACAGAGGCACGGGGACCACUGCACUGAAUUUUGUUACUAUAGCAACUACUGUAGUAACCAUGGAAAUGCUAUGGAGGACUGGUCUGGUCUGCACUUUCAUUGUCAUCAUGGUUGCCACCGAGGUUGCAGGAAGUCACGGAGAUGAGUUUUCUCAGUCACAAGCUGCUUUCCUAUCCAGUCUAGGCCAGUAUGAGAUCGCCGUCCCAGUACGUGUAGGACCCAAUGGCGAGAAACUGGACUCAGAAAUGACUGAACACCACCAAAGAAGAAGGCGCAGCACUGAAGACAGGCUACCUGAUUCUCUCUUCUAUCAGCUGUCAACAUCACGGAACAACUUCCUGCUCAACCUGACGCUACAGGGAGGCCUGCUGUCCCAGCAGUUCCGGGUGGAGUACUGGAAGAGGGGUCGUUUAGCCUGGAGUCACCCUUACUCACCUCAUUGCCACUAUGCAGGACACCUCCAAGACCAACCGCAUUCCAGCAAAGUGGCCCUGAGCAACUGUAACGGCCUGCAGGGGGUGAUUGUUGCUGGGGGAGAGGAGUACCUGAUUGAACCCCUUGUCUCACCAGAUAACCAAACCAGGACAGAGAGCGGGGAGAGAGCAGAGGGGCGCCCCCAUGUGGUUUACAAGCGGUCAUCGCUCCGCCAUCAGUACAAGGGCCAAUCCUGUGGAGUCAUUGAUGAAAAGCCAAUGAAAGGUGCGUCGUGGUGGCAGCGGACCCUGAAGACGCCUCCUCAUCACGUCGGCCGUGGCCAGCUGCCUCUGAAGCGCUCGGUGAGCCGGGAGCGCUACGUGGAGACGCUGGUAGUAGCCGAUAGGGUGAUGGUGGGUUAUCAUGGCCGAAGGGACAUCGAGCAAUACAUCCUGGCUGUUAUGAAUAUUGUUGCCAAACUGUUCCAGGAUUCUAGCCUGGGGAAUGCAGUCAACAUUGUGGUGACACGGCUCAUCCUGCUCAUGGAAGACCAGCCCACACUAGAGAUCAACCAUCAUGCAGGGAAGUCUUUAGACAGCUUCUGUAAGUGGCAGAAAACCAUCCAGCACCGCAGCAGCUACGGGAAUGCCAUACCGGACAACGGCAUUGCUCAUCACGACACUGCUGUGCUUAUGACCAGGUACGACAUCUGCAUCCAAAAAAACAAGCCCUGCGAAACUCUAGGUCUGGCUCCAGUAGGAGGGAUGUGUGAGCCAGAGAGGAGCUGCAGCAUCAAUGAGGACAUCGGCCUGGGAACAGCCUUCACUAUCGCCCAUGAGAUUGGACACACGUUUGGGAUGAACCAUGACGGUAUGGGGAACGCCUGUGGCCCCCGCAGCCAGGAGACUGCCAAGCUGAUGGCUGACCACAUCACCAUGAAGACAAACCCAUUCAUCUGGUCCGCCUGCAGCCGGGAUUACAUCACCAGCUUCCUGGACUCAGGUAUGGGCUCCUGUCUGAACAACGUCCCCCCGAAGCAGGAGUUUGUGUACCCCACCACAGCGCCAGGUCAGGCUUAUGAUGCAGACGAACAGUGCCGCUUUCAGUACGGCGUCAGAUCUCGACAGUGUAAAUAUGCGGAAGUCUGCAGUGAACUUUGGUGCAUGAGUAAGAGCAACCGUUGUAUCACCACCAGCAUUCCCGCUGCAGAGGGAACCAUCUGUCAGACGAACACCAUAGAGAAAGGGUGGUGCUACAAGAGGGUGUGUGUGGCAUAUGGGACUCGCCCGCAGGGUGUGGAUGGAGGCUGGGGUCUGUGGUCUCCCUGGGAGGAGUGCAGCAGGACAUGUGGAGGUGGAGUGUCCUCUUCUGUCAGACACUGUGACAGCCCCAGGCCAACUAUUGGUGGAAAGUAUUGUCUAGGAGAGAGAAAACGCUUCAGGUCCUGUAAUAUAGACGACUGCCCUGCAGGCUCCCGGGAUUUCCGGGAGAUUCAGUGUUCCAACUUUGAUAGCAUUCCUUUUCGGGGAAAAUUUUACACCUGGAAGCCUUACAGAGGAGGUGGGAUGAAGCCCUGCUCUCUCAACUGCCUCGCAGAAGAAUACAACUUCUACACAGAGCGUGCUCCCGCCGUGGUGGAUGGCACGCCGUGCCGAGACGAGUCUCUCGACGUGUGUGUAAAUGGAGAGUGUAAGCACGUAGGUUGCGAUCGUAUACUCGGCUCGGACGUACGUGAGGACCGCUGCCGGAACUGCGGUGGCGACGGGAGCAGCUGCACCUCUGUGGAGGGAGUCUUCAACGACUCGCUAACUGAAGGAGGUUAUGAAGAGGUGGUCAGAAUUCCCAAAGGCUCCGUGUUCAUCCACAUACAAGAGCUCAACAUCUCCCUCAACUACCUUGCACUGAAGAGUAAAGGUGAUCAGUACUUCAUCAAUGGUAAGCUGACCAUUGACACGCCACGCAGGUUCAAUAUUGCAGGCACCACCUUCUACUAUAGACGGCCCACCGAUGGACCAGAAAGUCUCGAAGCUCUGGGGCCAACAAAUAUCACCCUGUUUGUCAUGGUGCUGGUGAGGGAAGAGAACCCAGGGAUCCACUAUCGUUUCAACCCGCCACUCAACAGGGAUCCGCUGAGUGGUUUUGCCUGGCACUACACCUCGUGGUCACGCUGCUCCGCUCUGUGUGCUGGAGGUGUGCAGAUCCAGCAGGUGGUGUGUAAGAAGCAGACGGAUCAUUCGGUUGUCUACAACCACUUCUGUGACAAGAAGAACAAACCCAAAGAGAAGAGAAGAUCCUGCAAUACUGAGCCAUGCUCCCCAACCUGGUGGACAGGAGAGUGGUCAGAGUGCAGCCGCAGCUGUAAUGGCGGCCUGCAAACUCGGGAGGUGUUAUGCAAAAGGAGGAUCUCUGCGACAGAGGAGAAGAUCCUGGAUGACUCAGCCUGUGCACCCCCCCGCCCCUCAUUUACCGAGCCCUGCAACAACCACAGCUGCCCCCCUGAAUGGCUGGCCCUGGACUGGUCAGAGUGUACCCCCAGCUGUGGUCCUGGCUACAGGCACCGUGUGGUUUUGUGUAAGAGCGGCGAGAGUGGCGACACGCUGCCAGAGUCCAAGUGCCCCAAACAGGGCCGACCCACUUCCAGGGUCCGCUGUAACCUGCAACGUUGCCCUCCCCCACAGUGGGUGAUGGGUCCCUGGGGAGAGUGUUCUGCAAAGUGCGGUCUGGGACAGGAAAUGCGCUCGGUACAGUGUCUGACCCACACGGGCCAGCCAUCCAACGAGUGUCUGGAUCAUCAGCGGCCUGCAGCCAUGCAGCAGUGUAAGAGUAACUGUGACCUCACUCUGCCCGUCAGUACAGACAACCCUGAAGAGUGUAAAGAUGUGAACACUGUGGCCUACUGCCCCCUGGUGCUCAGGUUCAAGUUCUGCAGCCGGCCAUAUUUCAGACAAAUGUGCUGCAAGACCUGCCAGGGACACUGACACAACGAGCAUCCAGCAUCCAUCUUUGGGUCCUGUACACUCAAUACAGUAAGCCUGAAACCCUCCCACUGAGCCUCAUAGCAGCAGCCCUCACUCUGCCUCCAUCACAGGAGUGUGGGAUCUAACUGGGACGCCAUCAUAAAGACGCCUGGUCCCAUAUCUGGUCAGAGGAACUGUUAUUCUCCAGCCAGAAUCCAGAUCAGACGCCUCUCUCCGGGCCGAGCUGGGCUAGGGCAGCUCGAGCUGAGUUUAUACAUUCCACUGGAGGGAAGGCUGUUGACACCUGGAGAGGCAGAGAGAUUGAGAGAGCGACUUUCCUCUCUCUCUCUGCCUCCCUAAACUUUCCUUUUGUUCUAAUAUGUUGGUGCUACUAUAUUUCUCUUAGGCCACAGGACUGGUUGCAGUACUCUUGAGUCCCACUUGUUUGUUUGAGUGCCCGAAAAAGUUUAGCCUUAUCUCUUAAACCUGUAUGUUAAGCGGCGAUAUUUUAUAAAUUUUCUUUUUCAAAAUCCACUUUGUAAAGAAAGUGAUUUUCCAGAAAAAUCCCACAAAAAGAAAUAUCUUACAGGUAUAUUAUGAAAAGAAAGGCCUGUGUCUAUGUUAUCUGAUAGUUGUUACUUGACCACGUUGUUUUAUGUUAUUGCUUUGUUCAGUAUCGACAUAUUCAUCGAGUCCUCGCUGUCAUUCAGCUGAAGCAUGAGCAGAGUCUGAUUUGCACAAAGAGUCAGCAGUUUGAGGACUUUUGUAUUUUAUGUUCGUCUUCAUGUGAUUAGACUUGAUGUCUGUGUGGAAGCUAUAAUUGUCUCACUGCAGUGAACCUGCCACGGUCUUGCCAUGUCGGUUAGUUUGCGUAAACGUUAUCACCUCGGCUAUAAAACGUCGCUUCGCGUCUGAUUGCAGCGAGCAGCACCCGUGCUUGCUCGUUUUCCGGAUGUUUCAGGAUUACAGGAUGUCAUUUGGUGUUACGGCUGCAGGUUGUUUCAGCGCGCUUGUUAAAAAGUCCAAAACAAAAAUUCAGUCGCCUUAUCUGCAAAUCUUCACUCAUCUUGUGUGUGUCACGGUGAGUCAGCGCUGCCUGCAGGAGCAUGCCCAGUGAGGAUGAGGGAUGACGUCUGACCACGCAGCCUUUCAGAGAGCUUUGUUAAAGCAGGGGUUCUCGACAGGCUGGACUUACACAGAUCUGAUGUAGCCACAGCUGCCUGAAGCCUCCGUUCAGACUGCUGUGAGAAGAUACUGGCUACAUAGUUCUCUAAAUUUGAGCUGAUUUAAACUUUAGAUCACAUUUUUCAGCUCUUAUUGAGCAGCAUGUUUCUGACCACCUGACAAGUCCAAUGUUACUCAAUUUUUGAUCUCUAUCAACUCCUGAGGGAAUUAUCUAAACUCUGUCUAGCUGCUGUUCACCCUCUGGGAAUAUGCCAAACAAAAGCUUGCCUUGGUUUCCCCGCUACAGUGUAGGAAACAUACACAACUAAUCAGUUUUAAUGACACAUUUUUCCAAAUGCAAUGUUUCAGCUGCUUGUAUGUCGUGCAGAGACUAAUUUGAGAACAUACCGCCUAAUGAGGCUCAAACAUUAGUCAUGAGGUCUGAGAACAUGCAUGUGACGUGCGACGUGCUCUGAAGCCUGCUGUGGCCUGACUCUUCGCAGAAGUCCCCGCCGGUUGCAGCUGAAAGCAGCUUUGUGUAACACUAAAUGUCAUCAUAAAGAGAGGAAGCUACAGUCUGUCUUUAAAUGUUGUUCCCUUUUUCUUUUUUUCCCCCCUCUUGUGGUGCUUUGGUUUUGAAUGGUGCUAUAACGUCACUGUUGUUACCAGUUUGAUGAUCUAGAAAUCCAUUUGAGCUUUUUGUAAUAAUACCAACUUGCAGAGGUGGCCUGUGGUGUGCACGUACAGCUGCUUAGGAUCCAGCACCCGCCAGGUGGAUCCACUACUUUACUUGGGCUGCGGUCGAGUAGACAGUCUUUCCAAGGUAGUGACCCACAAGUUUUUGUGUGGUAGCCAUAAUAAGAGCUGUAUGCAUUCACUAAAUAUUACAAAAAUGAGCUCCGAUGCUUCCUUUAUUACCUCAUUUAGCAGAGGACACGCUGAACAUGUGUGUCACCAAGUUGUCCUCUUUACACAGUCAGCAUAAAACACCAUAGCAAGAACACGCAGAGCAGGUGAUGUGUUUCAGUGUGGCAGACCCACCACUGCAACAUCUGCUGUCACAUUAAGCAGUCUACUAUCAGCAUCAUCAGAUCCUUUGAGCACUGCAGUCCUCAUGAAUCCUCCUCCAUAUCUUUCUGUGACCUUGUGAAUCUUUCCAUCGAGGUCAAGAAAGAGUCAUUAGGAAAAGAGAUAGCAGGGAUUUUUUUUUUUUUUUUUUUUUUUUUUUAACUGUUUGACUGCAGCCUUCUGUAAAGUGCCUCCAAAUCCCAAAAUCCAGCUCACCACAU
This is a messenger RNA of Archocentrus centrarchus (flier cichlid), 6171 nucleotides long. RefSeq names its product ADAM metallopeptidase with thrombospondin type 1 motif, 10 (gene adamts10). Gene Ontology annotation, cellular component: extracellular matrix. Lineage: Eukaryota; Metazoa; Chordata; Actinopteri; Cichliformes; Cichlidae. The record is from RefSeq and is a predicted model, not a curated record. Gene Ontology annotation, biological process: extracellular matrix organization; proteolysis. The transcript has 26 exons. Gene Ontology annotation, molecular function: metalloendopeptidase activity. Bases 407 to 3739 code for a protein of 1110 amino acids.